Molecule: messenger RNA, 1539 nt
Organism: Habropoda laboriosa
Lineage: Eukaryota; Metazoa; Arthropoda; Insecta; Hymenoptera; Apidae
Product: alanine--glyoxylate aminotransferase 2, mitochondrial
Exons: 8
Coding region: 1-1539 (512 amino acids)
Biological process (GO): glyoxylate catabolic process
Cellular component (GO): mitochondrion
Molecular function (GO): pyridoxal phosphate binding; L-alanine:glyoxylate transaminase activity
Source: RefSeq, a predicted model, not a curated record
AUGUCAGUAAAUAGGUGUAUACAAAUUACACCAGUUUAUGUUAAUGUAUUGUAUUCUAAGUACUUAAAAUGGUUUAUCAUGCAAACCAGAAAUUUUGCAAGUAGUGCAAAUAAUCCCUUGAAGAUGCCUGACUGUAAAUAUGUACCUUCCAUUUACAAGGGUACCAAUUACGAGGACAUGAUAAAAGGGUAUGAAUCAAUCGUAUCUCCUUCGUUGAAACCAUUUUACAAGGAACCAUUAAUAAUACACGAAGGUCGAGGACAAUGGUUAUGGAAUCAUCGUGGGAAGCGAUAUUUGGAUAUGUUCGGUGGUGUUGCCACCGUAUCGGUUGGCCACUCUCAUCCAAAAAUCGUAGCUGCUAUAUCUAAUCAAGUGUCAAAAUUGAACCACGUAUCUUCUGCCUACAUGCAUUCACGUCUAUAUGAAUAUGUAACGAAGUUAAUCGGUAAAUUUUCAGGCAAGUUAGGGGUAGUAUAUUUAACUAACAGUGGGUCUGAAGCAAAUGAGUUAGCAUUCUUGAUGGCUAGACUUCACACACGCAGCCAUAGUAUCAUUUCAUUGAAAAAUGGUUAUCAUGGUGCAAGCUAUGGAACGUCAGCAUCCACUGCUAUGAGUACAUGGCGGUAUCCAUUCAUUGCACAACCUCCUGGAUAUCUACAUGCAGUAUAUCCUGAUGUGUAUAAGGGCAACUGGGGUGGAUCAAAGUGUAGAGAUUCACUUGUACAAGUGACUGGGAGAAAAUGUGAUUGCAGAGAGAAUGAAUGUAUAGCUUCAGAGAAAUAUUUUUGUGAAUUUGAAGAGACAUUUUGUUUCAGUUUAGCAUGUAGAGAGAGUAUAGCAGCAUUUGUUGCUGAAAGUAUUCAAGGUAUAGGAGGAGCAGUGCAAUAUCCCAAAUACUUCCUUCAGAAGGUGUAUAACUAUAUACAUGAAAAGGGUGGUCUCUGUAUAGCAGACGAAGUUCAAACUGGUUUUGGUAGGACAGGAGAGCAUUUUUGGGGAUUCGAGAGUCACGGUGUGGAGCCGGAUAUAGUGACUUUGGCGAAGGGUAUAGGAAAUGGAUUUCCUCUUGGAGCAGUAGUUACAAGUACGGAAAUUGCCAAGAGCCUAAAUUCCGCGUUACACUUUAAUACGUUUGGGGGAAAUCCUCUUGCGUGUGUUGUAGGAUCAACAGUGCUGGAUAUCAUAGAGGAAGAGAGUCUUCAACAGAAUGCGCAAACUAUCGGCACAUAUUUGCUCAAUCAAUUCGCUACUUUCCUAUCAGAAUUUCCCAAUGUCGUUGGCGAUGUUAGAGGAAAGGGAUUGAUGAUCGGAAUUGAAUUAAUUUCGAACAUUGAGACAAAAAAGCCAUUGAAAACUGAACACAUGCUUGAGAUCUUUGAGGUUAUCAAAGACAUGGGAGUCCUUGUUGGAAAAGGAGGGUUACAUGCAAAUGUUCUACGAAUAAAACCACCAUUGUGUGUAACGAAAACGGAUGCAGAUUUCACUUAUGCAGUUAUCAGAAGAGCAUUACAGAAACACGAAGAGAAAUACCGAAUUUAA